Triplophysa dalaica is the source of this 5246-nucleotide messenger RNA. It is a transcript of the gene mbtd1, whose product is annotated as mbt domain containing 1. Gene Ontology annotation, biological process: regulation of DNA-templated transcription. Bases 143 to 2260 code for a protein of 705 amino acids. Gene Ontology annotation, molecular function: zinc ion binding. The transcript is spliced from 17 exons. The record is from RefSeq and is a predicted model, not a curated record. Lineage: Eukaryota; Metazoa; Chordata; Actinopteri; Cypriniformes; Nemacheilidae. Gene Ontology annotation, cellular component: nucleus.
UCGAGCCAUGACAAUUGUUGAUAAUCUACUGGAGUUAUUUUUUUCCUUUGGAGUGAAAUUAUUUUAAGACAGGCCCUUCCCCUCCGGGGGGCUUUUGUACCACACCACAACGAACAGAAAAACCGACUUGCAUGAAGGGCUAAUGGAAAAUCCAAGAGAUAUGGCUGAGCACACUCCCCGCUCAGAACGGAAGAGGAGAGAUUCGUUUGGGAUGUUUGAUGGGUAUGACAGCUGCAGUGAAGACAGCAGUAGCAGCUCGAGCUCAGAGGACAGUGAGGAUGAGGUGCCGAGCAUCCCCGCCAGCUUGCCUAUCAUCAAAAACAACGGCCAGGUGUACACCUAUCCUGAUGGAAAAGCAGGAAUGGCGACCUGUGAGAUGUGUGGUAUGGUUGGUGUUCGGGAUGCUUUCUACUCUAAAACAAAGAGAUUCUGCAGUGUGUCCUGCUCUAGAAGCUAUUCCUCCAAUUCUAAAAAGGCCAGUAUACUGGCGAGACUUCAGGGUAAACCACCAACUAAAAAGUCAAAGAUCUUACAGAAACAGCCAUUAAUGGCAAAGUUGGCAGCUUAUGCACAGUAUCAAGCAAAUCAACAGAACCAAGCUAAAUCAAAAUCAGUGGUUCCUGUUGAAGGCUUUGACUGGGGUCAAUACGUCUGUAGCAAUAAUCUGGUUGGGGCACCAGUCAGCAGUUUUAAACAUGUGCCCAUGGGUUUGUGCUGGGGUGACAUCGCUGAGGGAGUGAGGGUGGAGGUCCUGAACUCAGACACAAACCUCUCCACAAAAGUUUACUGGGUAGCAGAGAUUAUAAAACUGGCAGGCUUUAAAGCUCUCCUCCGUUAUGAGGGUUUUGAUAACGACACAAGCAGAGACUUCUGGUGUAAUCUGUGUAUCCCAGAAAUCCACCCUGUUGGAUGGUGUGCUUCUAGUGGAAAACCACUGGUUCCUCCUAAAUCCAUCCAACACAAGUAUUCAAACUGGAAGGCCUUUCUUGUGAAACGACUCACUGGAGCCAAAACCCUUCCAGCGGAUUUUGCCACAAAGGUGCAUGAGAACAUGCAGUACCCGUUUAAGAAACUAAUGCGUGUGGAAGUGGUGGAUAAGACCCACCUGUGCCGGACACGUGUGGCCCUGGUGGAACAGGUGAUCGGUGGGCGUCUGCGUCUGGUCUACGAGGAGAGUCAAGAUGGCACUGAUGACUUUUGGUGUCACAUGUUCAGUCCACUCAUCCACUCCAUCGGCUGGUCCCGAAGCAUCGGACACCGUUUUAAAAGAUCUGAAGUGUCGAAGAAAAUGGAGGGACAGAUGGAUGCUCCUUCACAGUUGUUUAUUAAGGUGAAGGAUGUAGACCAGAACGGUGAUUGGUUCAAAGACGGGAUGAAGUUAGAGGCGAUAGACCCUCUCAAUCUUUCAGCUAUAUGUGUUGCUACUGUACGAAAGGUAUUGGCAGACGGGUACCUUAUGAUUGGGAUUGAUGGGUCUGAGGCUGCAGAUGGCUCAGACUGGUUCUGCUACCACUCCACCUCACCCUCCAUCUUUCCUGUCGGCUUCUGUGAAAUCAACAGCAUCGAUUUCACGCCCCCAAGAGGGUACACCAAGCUCCCUUUCAAAUGGUUCGACUACCUCAGAGAAGUGGGUGCAGUUGCAGCCCCUGUGAAGCUCUUUAACAAAGAAGUGCCGAAUCACGGUUUCCGCCCAGGGAUGAAACUGGAGGCAGUGGACCUGAUGGAGCCGCGACUGGUGUGUGUUGCCACGGUAACCAGGAUCGUCCACAGACUCCUGCGCAUUCACUUUGAUGGCUGGGAGGAUGAGUACGAUCAGUGGGUGGACUGUGAGUCUCCAGAUCUUUACCCGAUUGGCUGGUGCCAACUGACCGGAUAUCAGCUACAGCCCCCCGCCGCACAGACCAUAAGAGAAACACCACCGAAUGUCUCAAAACAGAAAAAGAAGGCUGCACAGUAUAAGGGACAAAAGAAAAAGAGGAAGAUUCCAGUUGGGAGGAGGCCGAUCGGUUUGGGUGGGCCUCUGAGGAGGAGGAGCUUCUCGGGUGAUGAAGAGCAGACUCCGCCCCAUUACCUGUCCCACUACUCUGGGUCCGGGCGACCUCCCGCUUCAGGUGUAGAGCAUGAUCACGCACUCAACUCAGAAGCCUCACUGCAGUUAAAAGAGGAGACUCCAGAGAUCGAUGAGUUCACCUUCUCACAGGGCAUCUCAGACCAGGAAAGCAACGGCUCAGGCAGUUAUUACAUCCGACAGGAGCCCUGAGCAUCAUCAGCCAUCACCGAGGCUCAACCUCACUGCCAACAGCACUGGAAAAAUCCCACUCUGAGCGAUGCACACCAGACCUGGGAGAUGAGACAGUGACCUCCCCUACACACCAGGUCUCUCUCGUUUUUCAUUUUCAGGUUCAAUCAGCUGAACAACAGACGUUUUUCUGAUCUGAGAGAAAACAGUGUUUGAAGAGGGAAUUUGUUCGGAACUGAGAUACUGACUUACUGACUUUCCGUUUGCCCGAUGGACUUUUUUGUUUUUCUCCUCAGUGUUCAUUGUACUUGAAGUUUUCUUGGCUGUUUUUUUUCUUCUUCUUUGUUUCCCCUGUUUUCCCUUUUGGUGAAAAAGUUGAUUUUGUUUUUUGUAAGAUUUUAGUACCACGUGUAUUUCUCGCGCUGUUUGGUUUGGAUGGAUGUGCAUUUGAUAAGAGUAGUAGAAAUCUAUAUUGAGACAGUAUAUUCAUACGUGUGUGACAUUCAUAUUAAAAACACUCACGCGUUCACAUAAAAUAUUUAAAGGUAUAUAGGUGUGGAAUGAGGGAUGAUGGUAUUUGAAAUCAAACCUUACUGGUAUGAAAAGCGGGCUUAUGGAAAACACUCACAAUUUGCACUACAGGGAAAGGAAUACGCAUCGGCUUAUAAAAUGACUUUAUGGUAUUAUCUAAACUUAAUUAUAGAUGUGGGAUGUGCUCAAGUCAAAUAAAGAUUAUGUUAUGCAAAAACAAAGAAAAACGUUGACGCCAAUGAUGGAUUCAUACUUAAGAGCCAUUUUUAUAUGGGACAGUUUUAAGUAUUUUGUGAGCCGCGGAAUAAAGGUAAGCAAUCGUUGCUACCUGAACACUACCUUUCUGUCAUGUUUGAUGUGACAGCACAGUCGAGUAUUCUUCCAGAACACUCACGGUAUGUUUUUAGUGGUAAAACCGUCAAAUGCGAACAAUUUAGCGCCAGCGUAUCUGUUUACCAGCCCUCCUGCCCGUGCAGACCAGUGAUCAAGCGCUAACUUGAGAGGAUUUGUGCAUCUCAUGUAUUUUAUUCACAGCGUUAAUUCCAGAAGAUAUUUGUACUACCUCUAUAAGCAAGCGGUUUUUAAAACACAGGUCGAGAGGUUGUUCAAUUAGCUCCUCCGCCUCGCUAAUGUUGCAAUAGGUAGUUUUCACGCUCCGUUCGAAAGGGUAUAUUCAUGUAUAUUUUAUGCAACAGAACACAUGGCUUGUUUCACAGCAGAAAUCUAAACAUCAUUUAUAUUUGUAUCAUAGCAUGUUAUUGACAGAGUCCUUGACGUGGAAGAAAGAAUGUUAUGCAAUAAUGUCUGUUGUUUUAUGAUGUCUUACUCUGAAAAAAAUCACACAACUCAUUAAAAUAUAUAGACUAGAGACUAUAGACUUUAAUCAAAUAUUCUUACAAUAUAUUACAAAACUGUGACAAUUUUCUAAGAGCUAGACUUGAGCUUUCCCUGUUCUGAGUGUAUAUAACCUUUAUAACAUCAUAUAGAAUACAACCAAUAUUACAUUUGCAUAGUUGUUUAUCUUAGUAUGAUUCAAAGCUCUAUUCAGUACCAGUAAGGUUGUUGGUGAACUCUCAGGAAACGUAUUUCAUUGACUUCUGCUUUAUUUGAAGGUUGGCGGCUAAAUGCUUCUGAUUUCAUUCGAUUCGAUUUAAUGCUACAGCUUUGUUUUUGAUAUUUGAAGCUCCUGACAAAUGUGACCAUGUACUCAUUUCCUCUCAACCUUGAUCUCAUUUAUCAGUUUUUAUAAAUGCUUUACUAAACGUUGGUAAACGGUCACCUAAAUGUUCCAGUUGUAUCCAUGUUAAAUUAUGAUUCAUUGUAUAAAGGAUCCAAUGUUUCUUUCGCCCCUCUCUGUCUUUUUCGUUCUUUCUUGUAUAUCGGGUUGAAACAAAUGUUUGUCCUGAAUUGAUUUUAUUUUUGUUUCUUAAGUAGCUGUUGUGUUGUAUGCAUGUGUAGUUUGUUUAAGGCACUGUCAUUUAUUUAAUUAAUCAAACUGGGACUUAAUAGACUUAUUUUACAUCAACAUCUGCAUACUUUAGUUUUGUCAUGCUGGUACCGUUUUUGUUCGUUUCCCUCAUGAAUCCCAUUCAUAGCGUCAGGAUUUAGGUACACACUGGUUAUGAUCAUGUACAAGUCAUCACAUUUUUUUUCAUUCGAAGACCAAAUUCCUUCAAUCGUUCGCAUUUAUUAAACAUGACUGUUGGGGCAAAUUCAGCUGCUACCCUCAAAAGAAUUGAAAUUCUAACGCACAACUUCACCUUUAAGUAAACCCUCUCUCGUCUGCGAAUUUGAUGCCUUAUCCUCCGUGUUGUUUUGUCUCAUAAGAAAAGCUAUGGAUUUAAAAAUAGAGAAGCAGAAUAGAAAAUAUAAACACAGUUUAUGUCGUCCAGUAGAGUGAUGAUUAUCAGUGCAUGCAGCAAUGUGAGAAUCUUACGAGGGCCAGUCGCUGUUCUGGUCUUGAUACUAACACGGGUUUUUGUGGCGUUCCCUCUGUCCUCAGUAAUCACAUCAUGGUGCUAUAUAUAUAUUUGAUAAUUCAUUCAUUAGGUCUAUUAAAGAAAAAUAACGUCUGUAAUUAUAAGUUGGAAAGUGGGUGAUUAUUAACUUCAGAUCUGUAUUUUGGAUACAAGUAGCUGAAUCAUUUGAUAUAAUAUUAAUAAUAACGAAAAAAGAACUAACGUCAACCCUCAUUGUACUUAGACGUGAGGGUGUCGGGUUUGUAACUUUUUGAUAGUCUGUAUCUGGUCUUUGCUUUAUUUCUAAUGAUGAUGAUGAUGAUGUGUUCUGUGAUAUAUAUAGGGUUUGAUAGCUUAUAUAUGUAUAUAGUUUAACUGUGGGGGAAAAGUUUUGUUGAUUGAAUUUUAUGUUCAUUUGUUUACAAGCAUUUCAAACUGUUUCCGCAUGGCUGUGAAAGUGUAUCUGUUGAAUUUGAAAAAUAACUUUUUACACUGAAUUAAAAGGAUAUUAAAACGUU